AUGAUCCAUGAUCCAACACAGCCAGACAAACCUGGAUCAUUGAUUGUUGCAAGCAGGAAGACCAGCUUUCUUCUCUCAUUUCCCCUCGCUGCUCAGCUGGAGCCUGUGUCACCUAGCACACCUCGCGGUUCUCCUAUUGAGACCGACCCAGACCUUCCUAGUCUUACCUCCACUUCCACUGGAUCUCUUAACCUUAGCUCCGAGCAGCUCGGUAUCCUGACACCGCCAGGCUCUCGGUCCCGGACGCUAUACCCGGACCCCCUCGACCCCGGACGAGUCCCUGACAAUGACUCGAUGAUUCUGAAUUCAAACUUCGCAUUACUAUGCGUACGGCUGUGCUGA
Messenger RNA from Cantharellus anzutake, 342 nucleotides. RefSeq lists its product as uncharacterized. Bases 1 to 342 code for a protein of 113 amino acids. The record is from RefSeq and is a predicted model, not a curated record. Lineage: Eukaryota; Fungi; Basidiomycota; Agaricomycetes; Cantharellales; Hydnaceae. The transcript is spliced from 3 exons.